AUGUUUAAGUGUCUGCCAAUCAUCGGGCCUUGUGGAAGGCAUGUAGAUCACAUUGACAGGCGACAUUCGAAGCUCGAACAAGUUCCGGAUGAUGUGAUGCGAAAUUUUCGCACUCUUGAAGAGUGUCGUCUAGAUGCUAAUCAGAUUAAAGAGUUGCCUAAGAAUUUCUUCCGCCUGAAGCGAAUCCGUCUUCUGACGCUGAGUGAUAAUGAGUUAACUCGUUUACCUACUGGGAUAGGAAGCUUUUCCAACCUUGUUGAACUCGAUGUUAGUAGAAAUGACAUAUCCGAGCUCCCAGCAAGUAUUCGUUUCUGUGAUUCAUUGCAGAGUUUGGAUGUGAGCAAUAAUCCUUUGCAGAGCCUGCCUGCUGGGUUUUGCCAACUACGUAAUCUACGAGUUUUGUGUCUUAAUGAUAUUUCAAUUGGUGAGCUUCCUGAAGAAAUUGGCAGUUUACAACUGCUAGAAAAAUUGGAGCUUCGGGAUAACUGUCUCAAAACAAUUCCGGAUUCAUUUGCUGAUCUUAUCCAUUUGGAGUUUCUCGAUCUAGGUGCGAAUGAAUUUCAAGAGCUGUCGCCUGUGAUUGGUCAGCUUUCACAACUAAGUGAAUUGUGGGUAGAUGAUAAUGAAUUAAGAUCACUGCCUGUGGAAUUAGGAAAUCUUGAAAAUUUACAACAACUGGAUUUAUCAGAAAAUUUAAUAUCUUCAUUACCUGAAAGUAUCUCCGGACUGGUCUCCUUAUCAGAUUUAAAUUUAUCGCAGAAUAGUCUAACGCAUUUACCAAAUGGUCUAGGUGAUUUGAAAAAGUUGAUAAUUUUAAAACUCAAUCAGAAUCGACUGUUAACAUUGACGCCUACUGUAGGCAAUUGCUCAAAUUUACAAGAAUUGUAUUUGACAGAGAAUUUUUUGUCUACACUUCCAUCAUCUAUUGGCGAUUUGUCUGCUAUGUUCCAUUUGAAUGUUGAUCAAAAUCAACUGAGUGAAUUACCCAUCCAGAUUGGUCAAUGUACAUCGCUUAAUAUUUUGUCUCUGCGAGAGAACAAUUUGCAAAGAUUGCCAAAUGAGAUUGGUAAUUGUACACGUUUACGAGUCUUGGAUGUUUCUGGCAACAGACUUGAUCGUUUACCAUUCAGUUUAUCAAAAUGCUCAUUGACAGCUUUAUGGCUUUCACAAAAUCAAUCUCAACCAGUGAUUACCCUACAAAUGGAUGUAGAUCCUGUUACACAGGAACAAUAUCUUACUUGUUAUUUACUCCCUCAGGAACAAUUAGAUUCACGUAUUGAAACUGAUCCAACUGUGUCACCGUCUGAGUUAGCUAGUUAUUCUACAUCCUUAAAUCCUGAUAUUAUUAAACCAAAACAUGAUUUUCUCGACGGAAUCAAUGUAGAAGUGAAUCAUGCCUAUGAACCAGCUGAUUUUCACACUUCCACACCUCAGUCGAAUCAUCCAACCAAUCGAAAUACAUCACCUUUGAAUUAUGAGUCAACUAAACCAUCGGGUAUUUUGCCUUCGCCUACACUGAGUGCUAAUUCUACAACAAUGACAAGUGAUCCAGUUCUCUGA
Molecule: messenger RNA, 1560 nt
Organism: Trichobilharzia regenti
Lineage: Eukaryota; Metazoa; Platyhelminthes; Trematoda; Strigeidida; Schistosomatidae
Source: the annotation of a GenBank genome assembly